AUGGAGGAAGAAGUCGCUGCCCUCGUUAUCGACAAUGGAUCCGGUAUGUGCAAGGCCGGUUUCGCUGGCGAUGAUGCUCCGCGAGCUGUCUUCCCUUCGAUUGUCGGCCGUCCUCGCCAUCAUGGUAUUAUGAUUGGUAUGGGCCAGAAGGACUCCUACGUUGGUGAUGAAGCACAAUCCAAGCGUGGUAUCCUUACCCUUAGAUACCCCAUUGAGCACGGUGUCGUCACGAACUGGGAUGAUAUGGAAAAGAUCUGGCAUCACACCUUCUACAACGAACUCCGUGUCGCUCCUGAGGAACACCCUGUUCUGUUGACCGAGGCUCCUAUCAAUCCCAAAUCGAACCGUGAGAAGAUGACCCAGAUCGUCUUCGAAACUUUCAACGCCCCUGCCUUCUACGUCUCCAUCCAGGCCGUCCUUUCUCUUUACGCCUCCGGUCGUACCACUGGUAUCGUUCUCGACUCCGGUGAUGGUGUGACCCACGUCGUUCCAAUCUACGAGGGUUUCGCUCUUCCGCACGCUAUUUCUCGUAUCGACAUGGCUGGCCGUGAUUUGACUAACUACCUCAUGAAGAUCCUGGCUGAGCGUGGUUAUUCUUUCUCCACCACUGCUGAGCGUGAAAUCGUCCGCGAUAUCAAGGAGAAGCUCUGCUAUGUCGCCCUCGACUUCCAACAGGAGAUACAGACUGCCUCUCAAUCCUCCAGCUUGGAGAAGUCCUACGAGCUCCCUGACGGCCAGGUCAUCACCAUUGGCAACGAGCGAUUCCGCGCUCCAGAGGCCCUCUUCCAGCCCAGUGUCCUGGGCCUUGAAAGCGGCGGCAUCCACGCCACUACGUACAACGCCAUCAUGAAGUGCGACGUUGAUGUCCGAAAGGAUCUCUACGGCAACAUCGUCAUGUCUGGCGGCACCACCAUGUACCCCGGUAUCUCUGACCGUAUGCAGAAGGAGAUUACCGCUCUCGCACCCUCGUCGAUGAAGGUUAAGAUUAUUGCCCCGCCUGAACGUAAAUACUCCGUCUGGAUCGGUGGUUCCAUCCUGGCCUCCCUCUCGACCUUCCAGCAAAUGUGGAUCUCGAAGCAGGAGUACGACGAGUCCGGACCUUCCAUCGUCCACCGCAAGUGCUUCUAA
This is a messenger RNA of Histoplasma mississippiense, 1128 nucleotides long. RefSeq names its product actin. NCBI's taxonomy places the organism in Eukaryota, Fungi, Ascomycota, Eurotiomycetes, Onygenales, Ajellomycetaceae. The record is from RefSeq and is a predicted model, not a curated record. Bases 1 to 1128 code for a protein of 375 amino acids. The transcript has 6 exons.